CUGCCACAAAACACAGAAACAGACUGAAGUGAGCGACAACGAGAACGACGACGACCCCACGGAAAGACAAAAAGAAAGAAAGAAGAUAAAAAAACGUCUCAGCUGCAAAACCAAAUAAGAAAUAAUUAAAUUUGGUGACGAGAACGCGAGACGAGACACAAACACAAAAUUACGGGAGCAGGAAAAAACGUAUUUGUUUCCAAAACAAGUGAAUCUAAAAUCAAAUAAAAAAAUAUCAUACAAUUCCGGUGCAAGUUGCAGCAAGAGUUGUGUAAAAGUUGGAAGUUCCAAGGAAAACCAGUUACAUCAGUGAAAGGCCCUUAAAGAAUUAAUCACGAUCCAUCAGAUAAAGAUCAUCAGAAUGGCCAAUAGACAGCCGAAUAUGGAUGAACUUCCACCACCCAAGGCCGAUUUCAGUGCUCCGCCACCGUACGAGCUCUCAAGUUCAGAUCUGCAUGAAAUACCCCAUAGCAAAUUGCCCACAUACGAAGAAGUUCAAAUGGAAAAAUCCCUCAAUGGCGAACUGCCACCCUCAUUGACCGCCCACUUAGCAAUGCCACCACCACCUCCGCCGCCACCACAUCAUCAACUCACCCAAACUCGAACCACCAGCACCGGCACCCAGCCUGCUCUCACAUUCAUUGCAAUCGACACAUCCGAUGCCGAGAAUCUCACAAGUGAUCACAGCCUCCUGGGAACAGAUAUCAUUUUCCUGGCAGCAUUCAUGGUAGCUUUCCUCUUCAAUUGGAUUGGAUUCUUAAUGUUGACUUGUUUUUGUCACACAAUUGCCGCCCGAUACGGAGCUCUAUCGGGUUUCGGUCUGUCGCUGGCUAAGUGGACCCUGAUUGUCAAACACUCCACCGAUCUCGCUUCACACGAAAACUCCUGGUUGUGGUGGCUGAUCAUGGCCUUUGGCUUUCUGAUUUGUGUCCGUGCACUCGUCCAGUAUAUCAGCAUCAAGCGUACUUGGCGGUUGCUGUCUGCUUCGGCGCAGGAGCGCCUGUUAUUUUUUUACUAAUCAUAAGGACAUUAGUGUAAUUAAUUUUUAAACCAUAUAAAAGUCGCUAUCGUCGAUUAUAUACAAAAAAGAAAAAACUAAGAUUACUGUAAGAGGCGCAGACACCACAUUAUUUAUGUAAAUGAUAUGAAAUUGAGAUGAGAGAUAUAUGAGAAAAAUGUGUAAAAUGGAAUUAAUUGCUGCAGCUCAUAUUUUAUACAUUUUUAGUUGCAGAUUCCAAGCGAAUUGAUAACUAAACAUUAGUAACUGCACUAAAAUACAAAACCCCACAUUCACACAAAAACUAUGGUAAACUAUUUGAAACCUGAGUUCUAUGAAAAUACCAACAACAAAAGCAAAACAGAAUUUUCAAAAAAGAAGUGAUGGUGCUCUACAACAUGUGAAUUGAAUUUGCAAAAAAGAUUGCGCUCACCCCCCAGCAUUUUAUGUAUAUAACUGAGUGGAGACAAAGAGAGACCAACUAAACCAAUCGAAGGAGUGCACCAGGGGGUAGCAAUUAGCAAGUAACUAUUUAAGUUCUAGUUAAAAUUGAAUUAUGUUGCUUGCAAUGUGAUUUUAGAUUAUGUAUUCCAAGGAUGUUGUCGUAGUGGUUAAUAUUUUUAAAAAAAUGCAGUUUUAGCAUAAACAAACAAAUGUUUUAAUGUGCUUGCAAAAUAAAUCCAAAAAGCAGUUGAAAAAUUUUAAACAUUUUUCAAAAAUAAAAACAAAAAAAUACAAACUUUAAAAACAACAAAAAAAGUCCCAAGUCAAAAAUGCUGGUAAUUGUACUCUUUUCUUUUUGUAAUUGUAUAAAUGUACAAGAUUUACAUGCAUAUUAUUUUUAUGGAAAAUAUAUUUACUAACUAAUUUGGUCGUAAUUUAAACAAACAAAAUAAACAAAAAUGCUUUUUAUUAUUGAUGUUUCAA
Molecule: messenger RNA, 1924 nt
Organism: Eupeodes corollae
Lineage: Eukaryota; Metazoa; Arthropoda; Insecta; Diptera; Syrphidae
Gene: Ndfip
Product: NEDD4 family-interacting protein 1
Exons: 2
Coding region: 362-1018 (218 amino acids)
Biological process (GO): vacuolar transport; metal ion transport; ubiquitin-dependent protein catabolic process
Cellular component (GO): perinuclear region of cytoplasm; Golgi apparatus; endoplasmic reticulum
Molecular function (GO): WW domain binding
Source: RefSeq, a predicted model, not a curated record